Messenger RNA from Daldinia loculata, 1796 nucleotides. Its product is annotated as Phox-like protein. The record is from RefSeq and is a predicted model, not a curated record. Gene Ontology annotation, cellular component: intracellular membrane-bounded organelle. Gene Ontology annotation, molecular function: phosphatidylinositol binding. Bases 197 to 1288 code for a protein of 363 amino acids. The transcript has a single exon. Lineage: Eukaryota; Fungi; Ascomycota; Sordariomycetes; Xylariales; Hypoxylaceae.
CAUGCCCCGUGCCUCGUGCUGAAAGCUUGCCGCCUACUUUCCAUUCCCCUUCCGUCGCCAACAGUACCAGGUAUUUACUAUUCCAGCAAACUUCAUAUCUUCAGAACGGAGAUAGAUACAGAAGCUCUUCGCAGUUUACCGUCAGCAGUAUUAUUUCUCGUCAAUCGGUAUAAUAAACGAGUUUACAUCUAAGGGUAUGGCGCCACCCGCCGAGAUCACCAUCCCGACAACGUCGCUUCAAACCCCGGCCGACAAUUCGAAACCCUAUACGCUCUACAAUAUCACCCUACGCCUUCCUCUACGAACGUUUGUUGUACAGAAGCGUUAUUCCGACUUUACCACAUUACAUCAAAACCUCACCUCCUUAGUUGGCGCACCACCGCCCACCCCUUUACCGGGGAAAUCGUGGUUUAAAUCUACAGUCACCUCCCCCGAACUCACCGAAGACCGCCGUCGUGGCCUCGAAGCUUACCUCCGCGCCAUUGCCGAGUCCCCCGACCGUCGAUGGCGUGACACGCCGGCGUGGCGCACUUUCCUAAACCUCCCGAGCCUGAGUAGUACUAGUAAUAGCGCAGCCAGCGUGAGAGCUGGUUAUGGCAUUCCCAGCCGAGAUGCUGCGAACGCUGCCGCCGCACAGGACCCGGGGACCUGGCUCGAUCUACAUGGAGAAAUGAAGAGAGAUUUUCAAGAGGCGCGGCGGUGUCUAGCAAGGAGGGACAGUGCUGUGGAUAAUUCCGCUGCGCUCGAAGCCGGAUCAGCUGCCAAGAAAGCGCUGGUCAAGGCCGGCAGCUUACUGACCGUUCUCGGAGAUGGUCUUAGGGUGAUGCAGAACGCGAAGAGGUUGGGCGAUGGCGAGAUUAGACGGCGGAAAGAUUUGCUCGCUGCUGCACGGGUCGAAAGAGAGGAUCUGGAGAAGCUGAGCACGGCAGUAUCCGCAGCUGCGAAGGCAUCUCAAAGGGCCAUGCCUUCCGCAGCCGACAAAGCCGCGUUAAUCGGGAACGGGCCCAAAGGACGCGGCAGGGUUCUCGGCGCCCCACUGCCCGAGAGCGAGCGCACCCGGGAAUUGGACAACAGCGGAGUCGUCCAAUUGCAGAAGCAAAUGAUGAAGGAGCAAGACGAAGAUGUAGAAGAACUAGGUAAGAUCAUCCGGAAGCAGCGCGAGAUGGCGGUGGCGAUCAACCGCGAAGUCGAAGAGCAGACCGAGAUGCUAGAUCACGUCAAUAACCAAGCGGAUGUCCUGAGUGGCAAGGUCAACGUCGCUAAGAACCGUACUAAGAAAAUCUCAUGACUCGACCUGGUCAUUGGAUCGGCGGUUAAAGGGCUCCUCCUCUGGGUCGAGUUUGUUUUAAGGAUCAUCUGGCUCGUCAGAAGUAUAUUCGAGUGGACGGCUUGGUUAAUUGAAAGCUUACUCUUAUUAGUACUAACGGAUUGAUGACUGUUCCUAUGCAUUUGAAGUCGCCAUAGAUCGUCUAGCAUCAGCGCGUUAGUCCGUUUGAGCGACCUUUUCAGCGACCUGUACGAUAUGACGGGCAUUGUUUUAUCGGAUAAGGACAACUGUACUUUUAUAGACAUAGCAACUUCUACAUGGAGAUACCAGUAGACUGAAGAGAUUUUGUAUACUCUUAAGCUAUAUCAUUUACCUGAUGUCUUGGCCUUGGUCUUGAGGGUAUAACAUAUCUACGUAGACAUACAACGAGCACGCCUAGAAAAGCAUGAAUGGGAUAAGGGUGUUUGGAACGCUACGAUAUGUAGAUAAUUCUAUUGGUACUAAUCAAUAUGCCUUAUGUCUCAACAAA